Aureobasidium uvarum is the source of this 2316-nucleotide messenger RNA. Lineage: Eukaryota; Fungi; Ascomycota; Dothideomycetes; Dothideales; Saccotheciaceae. The record is from the annotation of a GenBank genome assembly.
AUGCUGCAGCCCAGCGUCGAGGACUAUUACUCCGAGCUCACCCCAGGACUCCCUGCUUCCAUCAAUGCCACACCCGAUCCUGCUCAACGCCGAUCGUACUCAACUUCGCGACUGCGCCAAUCUCAGAAUCAGAGACCCUCGAGUCCUCCCACCAUCUCGUCCAUGCGAUCGCCCAUGCCACACUUUGACAGUACACCCAACCAGAAACCGCAUAGUCUGUACCAAGAAUUGCAAAAGCUGCGCGCACUCAAUGAAUCUCUACAAACCCAGCUUGACACGGAGCGUGCGUCUCGUCGUUAUCAGAGAUCUGAUCGGUCGCAAAGCAGAGGUCGUUCUGAGGAUGGAAAUGAGCUGGAGUCGCUACGAGAAGAGCUAAAUCGUAUGCGCGACGAAUCCCGAAACCACCAGAGCCGGAUGCAGGAGCUCGAAUCUAACCUGGAAGAGUCAAAGGCAAGCGAGAGGGAUGCUACGAAGCUUGCAGAGGAUCGCGCAAAAGAGUUGGACCAGAUGCAUGACAGUGAAGAUGCCGAAAUACACAAUCUGCAGAUUCAGCUUGGUCAAGCUCGUGACGCGGAACGUCAGACUCACAGCUCGCUUGACAAGAUCAAGGAUGAGCUGAAAGCAAAGGACAACUUGCUUGCAGACGUUCGGAGUCAGUUGAAGCAAUCGCAAGACAAUCUGAGGGAGACCGAAAACGAUAUGCAAGAUUUGAAAGUCUGGAACGAGGAUCAACGCAAGGCAAAGAGCAAUGAACUCGACCGCGUUCAACAGGAACUCUCUGAUACUCGAAGAGAUAUGCAGCAAGCGAGGGAUGAUCAUGAGGAGGAUUUUGCCGUCAACCGUACCAAGGUCGACAUGGAUGAUGAGCUUCCAACAUCCGAAAGGCAGGCAAAACUCGAAGGCCAGAUUGCAAGUUUGCAAGCUCAGCUUGAAGAUAUGCGCAAGACGAUUGAGAGCAGGGACAAUUUGAUCGCAGAGCUCAAGUCUCAGAUCAAGGAUGACCUCACGAGCGAGAGCCUCAAACAACGACUAGAGCAAGCCCAAGAUGCUCUUGCGACCAAGGAGAAGGCUGUCCAGGCUGCCCACGAAGAUGCAAAUACCAAGGCAGCAGAGAUGACCCGAGGACUUGCACAACAAUUACAACAAGCAAAGCAACAGAUUGCUGUGUUCCAGGCUGAAGCAGAUGAGGCACAGAAAGCUCAGAACGUACCUCCAACCGCGGACCAAUUGUUCGAGCACAGAAUGCCUAGUCAGAAGCCUAUCGGGCAGAAUGAUAUAUCGAAUCUGACCACAGAACAACUCGAAGCUGCGUUACGUACAACACAACUUCAGCUAAACGAGGUCUCGAAGCUCCAUGCGCAAGAAAAGGAAGCUUGGGCAAGAGCAGACAACGAAGCUCGACGAUCUCGAGCUGAUGUUUAUGAUCAGUUGAACAAGGAAUCAGAGAAGCGUAUGAGAGCAAUUGAAGAAGUGCAUUCUCUACGUGAAGAGCUGGACAUGCUCCAGCAAUUUGACCGCAUUCAAGACAAGUCGCCCUCCGCUUCUCACGACAGCUCAACACAAAAACUCGCGGACGCUCUCCGCAAAGACCUUCAAGCCUUGAAAACUCAACUCGAAUAUCAGCAACAAGAACAUCACGAGGAGAUAGAACGACUCCGCAAAUCCUGGAUCGAGCCAUCAUCACACUCUGACUCUGCAGCCUUCCAGACGUUGAGGGCAGAACAUCGCCGCACGAUCGAUCUCAUUGAAGAAGGCAUGACCAGCCUCCGCACCUCCCGCGACACCCUGUCCCUGCGCAUCAAUGAACUUUCCACCACCCUUUCCACUACACAAUCAGAGUUGAAGACCACCGCCAACUCACUCGCCCUCGCCGAAGCAGAUGUUGCCGCCAAAACCUCUGACCUACAAGCUUUGACUCUGGCAUCCGCUGCUGCUGAGUCGAACCUCGAAGCCACAACAGCAGCGCUCGAGAAGACAAAGACAGAAUUGUCGGAUCUGCAUGCACUGAAUCUGGAUUUCGAUACCAAAUUGUCCACAACACUUGGGAAGAGAGAAGAUUCGUGGCGUGCCAAGGUCAAGGCUUUGAAAGAGCAGCUUGUCGAGCAGAAAGAGAGGAUAGCAUUGCUGGAAGAGGAAAGAAAGGGUAUGGCCAAAGCCCUGAUGGGCUUCUGGGGCAGAGAUGAGUUUGGAGGGGAUGAAGUCGAAUGGGAUGACGGAGACGGUACAGGCAAGGAAGGCAAAAACGGCCAGAAAUUUAGAUAUCGAUUUGCUAGGGGGGUUGAGGGAGUGAUGUUAGUGAGGGCUUGCGGUUGUUGA